CGAGUUCAUUAUCUCGGGGCAACAAGAAGGGAAUAUUAAACAAUCGAAUUUAACAAUAAUUAAUAUUAUUACGUAUUCAACAUUAGUUUUUUGUUUAAAAAUUCGAUUGUUGAACUUAGCGCUUAAAAUUUAGUCUGGUGAUUGUUAUUCGGUUCGAGAACACAACAGAGAAUCAUAAGGAUCUAGCUAAGAGGUUAAGUUCCAGAAAAUACUUCAGAGUAUGUCUGGAGAUUACUAUUCCGUGUUGGGAGUGACCCAGAAUGCAUCCAUAAACGAUAUUAAAAAAGCGUAUAGAAAAUUGGCAUUAAAAUGGCAUCCGGACAAGAAUCCAGAAAACCAAGAACAAGCGAAUAGAAUGUUUAAAACAAUAUCUGAAGCUUACGAAGUAUUAUCUGACGAGACAAAAAGAAAGUUGUAUGACGACCAGCGUAAAAGAAAAUUUUCUGCAUCACCUAAGCCGUUCUUCUACAACUUCUUUGAAAGCCCGUUUCAUCGUUAUUUCGACAAAAAACGAAAGGCAUACAACCAAUAUGGCAAAGAUGGUUUGAUAAACGGUGGAGCAGGACAUGGUGGUCGCCGCAGAGGCCCUCGACACACUAAUCACUACGAUCCAUUUGGCCAAGACUUUGGAUCUGGAUUUUUCAAUUUUAGAGAUCCGGAAGACGUUUUCAGAGAGUUUUUCAACACUUCUGAUAUUACAGACCUUCUAUUUCCGGGCCAAAGGUACAGUGGACAUCAUGAGAUGUCGACGAUGAUGAAUCCUUUUGGAUUUGGAGGUUUCGGCGGAGGAUUCGGUUCUGGAUUUGACGACAUGUUCUCAAUGGCAAAUGCGGGAUUCGCUAAUGGCGGUGGUGGCAGUGGCGGUAAUAUAAAAAGAACGUCGAUAUCCACAAGAUUUGUUAAUGGGAAAAAAAUUACUACUAAAAAAAUAUCAGAAGGAGGCAAAGAAAUAGUCGAAACAUAUGAGAAUGAUAUGCUCAAGUCGAAAACUAUUAAUGGCGUGCCACAAGCAAUUGCAUACGGCCAUUAGAUCGAUCUCUCUUUUCACCUCAUUCUGUAUUGCAAAAUAAAAAAGGUUUAUGCGAAAAUAAACGUUCUCCAUUCUAAUAUGGGAAAAUAAAUUAAACUUUUUUUGUAUAAUAAUUCUAUUAGAAAAUAAUUUUUUUUAUUCAUGAAUAAAGUAUAUUUAAUACUACUAGGUUUUUUUUUUUAAAUAGCUGUGACAUUGAUUUUAAGAAAUAAAUUAAUUUUCAUAAAAGCACGUAACGAUAAUCUAUCGACAGGCUCCACUGAUUAAUAAGACUUACACUAUUUUUACGCGCUUUCAUAAUUUUAUUAUUAUAAAUAAAUAUAUGUAUUUUAACUUAAUUACCUUUUUUGGUAUAUCAUAUUUAAAACUAAAUAUAAAAAUAAAUACCCAACUAUUUAUUGUAAUAAUAAUUGUUAUAAAAAGAUAAACUUAUUUUCUCUCUCGCCUUUUCUUUUUUUUUUUUUCAUCUAGAAUAAUAUUAGAGGGUUUCACCAUCUUCCUAUUGUGUUUUCUACGUAUGUUGUAUGAGAACUCAUUUCGUAUUAUAUGGUGUAUCACCAACAUUGUAC
This is a messenger RNA of Adelges cooleyi (spruce gall adelgid), 1599 nucleotides long. RefSeq names its product dnaJ homolog subfamily B member 6 (gene mrj). NCBI's taxonomy places the organism in Eukaryota, Metazoa, Arthropoda, Insecta, Hemiptera, Adelgidae. The record is from RefSeq and is a predicted model, not a curated record. Bases 221 to 1030 code for a protein of 269 amino acids. The transcript has 7 exons. Gene Ontology annotation, molecular function: Hsp70 protein binding.